Molecule: messenger RNA, 4971 nt
Organism: Oikopleura dioica
Lineage: Eukaryota; Metazoa; Chordata; Appendicularia; Copelata; Oikopleuridae
Source: the annotation of a GenBank genome assembly
AUGGACGCUUUUGCUACGUUCGGGGCUCUGAAUGAUUCCCAGAGCAACGGGCCCCAGAAGCAGCAAUUCUUCGAAAAUGAGCUCGCGCAGGUUGAUAAUUUGACUGGCAGUGGGUCCGUUCUCGAACCAUCCCUCGAUCCAGCGGCUUAUGACGAAGGAGCUGUUGGCGGACAGACCCAAAAAGAACUCGACCAGGUGCGCGCGCUAAAAUUGCAGAAAGACGCGAUGGGAGCGCAGCAUUCCGGCAAGAUCGACGAAGCAGUCGCUCUUUACCACAAGUUGCUCGACACUGGCUUCGUUCGAGAUUCAGAAGAUGGCCAUCCGGGGCACCGAAUGAAAUACAUCGCGUUCAAAAACAUUGCGAAAAUUCUCCCGCCGGACAGGGCAGAAGAAAGCAUCAAAUUCUACCUGAAGGCGAGCGAAAUUGACAGCUCAGAAACGCAGCUCUGGUGGAAGCUCGGAAUGAAAGCGCUGGAAAUUGGAAACGUUCUUUUAGCGCACAAUUCUUUCGCAAAAGCCCUUACCUUAUCCGACCGGCAUUGGCCUAGUAUCGACAAAAUUUUAUACACGGGGCUGAUUUUAAACAACUUCCGGGACAUAAUCAGACGGGCUCUUGCUGCACUCCAACUUGACCGGAAAUACGGCACCGCUCGUCUGGCGUUGCUAAAAAUCCGCGACUUUUAUCCGAUAAUGUUCGACGAUCCUGAAGACUUAGAGACUGCGGAGUCGUUCGAUCUGGAAAAAUGCACCGAGCGAGAUCAGAAAACAUUCGACAAGCUUUAUUCGAGAUAUGAAAAACGAUGGAUUGAGUACUGUAAAUUCACCCCACUAGAUACACCUCCAGAACUACUUGAAACUCCGAAUUAUAACAUUCUUGAUGUUAAAUGCAACAAGUACUCGUUUUCGAGCAUCGGGAAGAGUCUCAUAAGAAGUUUGGAGAAAUUCGAUGAAAAGGAUUUCGACAGGAUUUCUGUUGCGCAUUUAGCUGGAAAGAAAAGACCUUUCAAAGCGAUUGAAAAUGCUCAAAUCUAUCAUAUUGACACGAAAAAGAGAAAGAAAGACAAAUCACUCAAGCUGCCGAAGAAAGACAGAAACAAGAAGGCGCUGGAAAUAACUGAACACAGCUCUGCCUUCUCCCUCGUCAUUCCAUAUUUACUGCCUCACGAAUACCGUGUUGAGUUCAACGAUUGCCUCGGAUCAUCCCUAAAUGAAUCGGCAUUGGAGCCCGAGCUGAUAAUUUCGAAUGCAAAAGUCGAAUCAGAAAACGAGCGUCGCUUUAUGGUCGUUUUGAGGGAGCAAGAACCGACGAUGCUUCUCGAAUUCUUGAGCUUCAAAUCUUCGAAUCGCCCUUUAAAGAUAUUUACUUUCAUUCGCGAUUUCUGUCUCCAUCUGACUGGGUUGACAUCGAAUCAGUGGAGUAACUCAUUGAAAAAUAAUUUCAUCACGCUUUGGAAAGCGCUUGAAUCGCGGCGCUUCGUGGAGAUUGUCCUGUCGGACAAUGUUCGUGCGGAUAUCAUGGAAAUGAAGCCGACAAAGAUUGUUAGAUUACUUCAAGAUUUCAAAGGAUACCUUCUCUUUGCCGAAUUGGAAGUGGACGCGGAAAUGGUCAGGCGAGGCUUGCGCUUGGGGCCGGCAUGUCUCUCACCAGGAAACGACGGGAAAGAUUCGCUGGACGAUCCAACGAGGUCGAAAAAUCAAAGACUGGCUCGGUACAUCCGGCAGAUGUUCAUGUAUCCCUCGGAAAUGUACAGUGGAAACUGCACCGAGGUGCGCCUCCGUCUGAUGUGGCUCGAUGCGAAAAUGUGGGUGCUGAGAAAUGAUGCGAAAUUCAUGCUCCAGCGGCUAAUGGACAUUCAAGUCUUUCUCGUGAAAAACGAUCACUGGGAAGUCAAUAUUCCUAAUAUCAAGGAAGCCCCUGUCAUUUCACUGGCAGAAACCGAGAAGCGAAUUCAAACGAUUCAACGAGCAGAGCAGCGUGAAGAAGUCGAGCGACUCUACCAAGAUGGCAAUUACAAACAAGUCGCUGAACUGCUCUGGGUGACGUUGAGGCUAAAGCCGAGCACAGCGGAGAUCCAGCCUUUUCCACAAGAACGCGCGAAUCAGCUGUGCUUGUUAUUGAACUCGCUUUCCUUCAUCGCGCAGAAUGACGAGUUCGGCUGGAAAACCUGGGCUCAGGGCAUCGAAAGAGCGUUUGCCGAAGUAGCAGCUCGGAUCAGAGUGCGGCAUUCCUUGCCAGACUGGGUGAAUGCAGCCGGCCAGUUGUGCUUGAAUUUUUUGGAGCUGGAUACAGACGAUUAUUCCACUAUCUUCGAAGGGAUGAGCAAAAGCGAAAUGGGCCGUUUUCAGCGUUCUCUUGCUACAUUUUCCGCCGCUCAAAUGGAACUCGGGCCAGAACCGGCUGUCAUUCGCCGCUCUUUAGUUCCAGUUUGGCUCAUCGGCUACCACGCUCUAAAGUCCAUAAACGAGCUAGAAAACGACGAGUCAGACAAUCGGAAAAUCUCUUCUGAAUCAAGCGCUUCGGAAGAAAGCCAGAAAGAAUUCGAUGAGGCGACAUUCGAUAUGAAACAACUGCGCUUUUAUCCUGAUCUGGAAAUAGCCCCUUGUGUCCAGUUGUUGAUUACGGCGCAUUCUGAGCUCGGGAGUUGCAACUGGUGCACAGACGGAAACGGAAGUCUUUUGAAGUUCAUCAUUCCAACUUUCAACGCGCUCCGGAAAAAAUUAAAAGCCGAUCCGGAUGGGCUUGAUUCGGCCAAACCAAAAAUUGUGAAUCUUCUGAACAACGAACUUCAACAAGCAAUCUACUGCUUCGUCCAGUUCCCUGCAAAAAAACCAAAAUCAAUUACGGAUCAUCGGAGUACGAAGAUCCCGCUCAGCUGGCAAAAUGUCGUUUUAGUUUUCGACGUGUUGUUUCCCGAGGAAUUGCCCCAGUUUGACUCGGUCAAGUCGAAUUCCAUUUCCAGCGAGUUAGCUUCUUUUAUCAAGAAAUGCAUUCCACUGAUUCCGGAUUGCGAGUUUUCGAAAAUGAGACUUGGUUAUUCAAAAAUAAUAAGGGCGACUCACGAAGCGGCUUUGGACGAUUCUUAUGGCGAUCUAAAGUCGUGGCUGGAAAUGAAAUCGGCAGAUUCGCCGCUCGAGAAUUUCUACUAUCUACUUGCCGAUUACUGUAUGAAGAACAACUCGAGGGACGACGCGGUCAAGUACUAUUUCAUGGACAUUGGCUUUAAUCCUCAACGAAUCGACUCCUGGGCGGCGGUGGCUCUUUGCAAAGCGGCGGAAAUCGACGAAAAGAUGCGAUGUUUUGAUUCCAAGGGGCAAUUCCUGCCGAUGAAACUGAUCCACUGUGCGAUUUUCUGUUUUGAAAGAGCGCUGGAAUUGGAGAGAAAUGGCAAAAUCCUAAUUGAAUUUGGCCAGAUGCUUUACUGGCUCGCCGGAUAUGACUCCGAGCAAUCUCACGCGUAUUACCAGAAAUCGUAUGCAUUAUUUGAAGAAGCGCUGGCAGUUGCUCCAGAAGAAGCUUGGCUGACCCACUACAUGCUCGGCAAAUUGUCCGAAAAGCUGAGAAAAGACACGGAAUGCUUGGAUCACUACCACAACGGGCUCGAGUGGAUGCAUGAAUUUGCCAGUUAUCCAGCUAAAAUUCAGUCGAAACUGAAUUCUGGUUCUUUCAAUCAUGAGACGUUGGAAGUCUUCUACAGAAUAACAGCAUUUAUCACGAAGAGAUACGAAGCUGGAGAAGACGUCUUCGAACUGCGCGGAGUUGUUUGGGGCCUCUUGCAGAUGCCAGUUUUCACAAGGAAUGGAGAAGAAAAAGUCGACCUGAAAAAUGUCAAAUUCGAGACUGCCGCUGAUGUGAUUCAGCAAUGCAUCCGCAAUUACGAGCUGAUUCUCAAACGAUAUCCGCAGCAUUAUAAAUCGUAUUAUCGGCUUGCCAAGUUGGCUUACCACGCUGAUAAUCCAUCGCUCGCUAAGAAAAUAAUCCUCGUCGAAAAAAAUUCCUCAUCAGACAAGAAAGAACAGACAAAAGCCGGAAAAUUUAUCUUCAACGAUGUUGGCUCCCUCUUUGGCGAGCGCAAUCGCCACAAUUUCUUCGGAGGAAUCUGGAGAACUCCCUGUGAAGAUAUUGAGAGGCCCGGAGCGUUUUCCAGGCAUUUGGCGAAAUGCUGCCGCUUGGUUGUAUUGUGCGCCGAGAAAACUCAUGAUAUUGUUUUGCUGGCUACUAUUUUUAGUGCGCUGCAGAGAACGCCCGACGCGUCCAAACGAUACUUGAAGGAAGUAGACCGGGAGCUCAUUUACAAGCCGAUUAUUUCGACGAUUUUGAGCUGCCAGGAACUUAUGAUCAAGCAGCAACUGUCGCACAUUCCUGCUCGGAAGCGCUUAGUUCAAUUUCACCGAAUCACUGAAAUUUUACAGAAGAAAAUCAUCGGCAGCGAGACUUUUUCAAAGCUUCAAGAAUUUAUGAAGAAAGCCUUUGCGCUUGCUCAGCCCAGCCAAACUGAAAGUAGAUCAGCCACUUUGGAAACAAUCAACAAGUACGUCAAAGCAAUCGUGGCGAUGGAAAAGGCAAUUGCCGAAUCACCAGAUGCAUCUGAUGAUGUACAGGCCUACUUGAAAAAGAAACACGGCGACCAAAUACAGACCUCCAUUUCAAAAGUGACACCACUCGUGCCUGCACCAGCACUGCCAAAACCAACCAUACCUCCAAAAAACGAAACGAGCAGGCAAGUCGUUACUGUAAUUCAACCAUCAACAGUCAUCGAUCUCACCGGCAGUUCGUCUCCAAAAUCAUCGACCGCAGCGACGAGUGUAAAACAGACUUCAACUGCCGGCCCGAUAAAUCCGCCACUCGCAAAUCCAACUCCACACCUUUCCCCUUCCAGUAUAGCCGCAUUGUUUGCCGUCGACUACAGCAAACUUAACGAUCAACAGAGGAUCCUUUUCGAGAGUCUACGAAGACAUCUGAGCAAUUCUUGA